Ziziphus jujuba (common jujube) is the source of this 2139-nucleotide messenger RNA. RefSeq names its product disease resistance protein RPM1-like. The transcript has a single exon. NCBI's taxonomy places the organism in Eukaryota, Viridiplantae, Streptophyta, Magnoliopsida, Rosales, Rhamnaceae. Gene Ontology annotation, molecular function: ADP binding. The coding region runs from base 1 to 2139 and encodes 712 amino acids. Gene Ontology annotation, biological process: defense response to other organism. The record is from RefSeq and is a predicted model, not a curated record.
AUGGCGGAGACUGCAGUAGGCUUUGCUAUCGACCGCAUGGUUUCAUUGCUGACCAAUGAAACCAGCUUGUUGAGAGAUGUUCAUUCAGAAGUUGCAAGCAUCACACAUGAACUAGAGGCCAUACAGUGUUUCCUCAAGGACGCAGAUAUGAAGGCAGAUCUAGAAUACUCCCAAGGAGAUCAUCAAACAACUAGAGAUGGUGUUAAAGCUUGGGUGAAGCAACUGACAGAAAUUGCAUUUCAGAUAGAAGAUGUCAUUGAUGAAUACACUUUCCACUUGGAGCAACAUCCAGGAGGCCGCAGUGCUCGUGGCUUCAUUGCUUCCCUCUGUAAAGUUGGUCGAUCCGUCAUCAAACUUAAACCACGCCACAAUAUUGCAUCUCGCAUACAAGAGAUCAAAAAAGCUGUUGUUGAAAUCAAGGAAAGAAGUGCAAGGUACGGCUUUGAUUCAAUUGAAAAAGGAACUACAAAUGCUGACAAUCCUUCUCAAUAUGUUUCAGGGUACGAUCCUCGGAAAGGAUCCAUGUACCUUGAGGAUGAUGAUGUUGUGGGGAUUGAGUCUCCAAGAGAUGAAUUGGUUGGUUGGUUGUUAAAUAAUGAUCAACAUACUCAACGAGCUGUGAUUUCAGUGGGGGGGAUGGGGGGACUGGGCAAGACAACUCUUGCCAGAAAGGUCUAUGAUUUAGUUAAAAAUGAUUUUGAUUGCCAUGCUUGGAUAGCAGUGUCUCAAUCAUACCAGAAGGAGGGACUAUUAAAGAAGAUCAUAAAGCAGUUUUGCAAAGGAAACAAGGAACCUGCUCCUCAAGGAAUUGACUCAAUGGAUGAAGAGGCACUGACAGAGAAAGUGAGACAAUAUUUGCAGAAAAAGAGGUACGCUGUUUUUUUCGAUGAUGUUUGGAAAGUAGGUUUUUGGGGUGAUAUAGAACAUGCUUUACUUGAUAAUAAAAUUGGUGGGAGGAUAGUGAUCACAACACGAAGUAAGGAGGUUGGAGACUUCUGCAAAAUUUCAUCCUCUGUUUAUGACCUUGAGCUUAAGCCCUUGGAUCCCGAAAAGGCUUAUGAACUAUUUUGCAAAAGGGCUUUUCGAGUUGAAUUUGGAGGACGUUGUCCCCCCAACUUAAAUGAUUUGUCAAGGAAAAUUGUCAAAAAAUGCGGUGGACUGCCACUUGCAAUUGUAGCCAUAGCUGGUCUUUUAUCCACAAAAGACAGGACCGUAUAUGAAUGGGAUAAAUUGCAUUCUAGCCUCAGUUCAGAGUUGGAGAGUAAUCCCCAUCUCACUAGCAUAACAAGAAUCUUAUUGCUCAGUUAUUAUGAUCUACCAUACUACCUCAAAUGUUGUUUCUUGUACUUUGGCAUGUAUCCAGAGGACUAUUCUAUCAAGCUUUCAAGGUUACUUCGGCAAUGGAUUGCAGAGGGUUUCAUAAAAUCGAAGAAAGAUAAAACAUUGGAAGGUGUUGCACAUCAAUACUUGUCUGAGCUAAUCCAUAGAAGUCUAGUUCAGAUAUCGGAUGUUCAUUUCUUGAGGGGAACUUGUAAAGCUUGCCGCGUCCAUGAUCUUCUACAUGAGGUUAUUCUAAAAAAAAUGGAGGACUUAAGUUUUUGUCGCGUUUUAUCUGUAAAUGAUCAAUCGACUUUAAGAGGAGAUCAACUAGUUACUCGGCGGCUAUCAAUCAGCAACAGUUCAAGUAUUAAUGUUCUCCACAACAUUGAUCAGAGUUUUCAAGUUCGCAGCAUUUUAAAUUUCAAAAGCAGUGAUAGAAUAUUUGCCGAUUCUAUUUUGAGCACACUCACAAAGAAUUUCAAACUUCUAAAAUUAUUAGAUUUUGAAGAUAGUGCGUUGGAUUACAUUCAUGAAGAUAUUGGCAACCUCUUCCAUUUAAGAUAUCUUAGUCUCCGUAACACAAAAGUGAAGAUGCUUCCAAAGUCCAUAGGGAAAUUGGUAAACCUUGAGACUUUGGAUAUAAGGGACUCAUUUGUAGUUGAGAUACCAGCUGAGAUCAAAAGGGUAAGUAAGCUCCGAUACCUUUUGGCAUACAGUAGAUACGAUUUCAAUAUUGAUAGCAUUCAAUUUAAUCUAUCUACUGUAAGAGGAAUGAAGGUACACGAAGGGAUAGGUUGCUUAGGAGCAUUGCAAAAGUGA